AUGACCGGUUGUGGUGUUCUCCAGGCCAGCACUGUGGUCAUCCCGGGUAGCGGGCCAGGGGAUUCAACUCUGCUUGGGCUCGUUUCCACCUUACCUGGAGUUGACGUACGGAAAGUAAAGUUCGCUGGAGAUACUGCAGCCGUGCUCGGCGUGACGAGGAACGCGUCGUGGAAUGAUGUCGAGGGAGUGCUCAAAACGCUUGUGGAUGCCGGCUCGCGCACAUCAGUAGAGGCGAAGUACAAUGGGCUGAAGCUGGGCAAAAAAUCGAAGUUUGGCGACGAAAAAGCUUUCCCACAAACAGUUGUGAAGAUUGUUCCACAGCAAAAUUGGAAGCCCCUUCUCCGGCAGCAACAGAAAAUCUCAUCAGACGACCUCACUAUUAAGCUGUUCGAAAUCGCAGACGAAUGCAAGUUGGGAGUCGUACAAGCCAGCAUUUCGACGCCAUUGACGAUUCUCAUCCAGGAUAUUCCUGCAGAGCACUUCAUCGUCAGAGAGUUCCAAGAACAGGCGCCUCACUAUCUUCUACAGAGAGGACAACGUGCUGACCUCCUCCUGGUAAUCGAUAGACAUUGGUGCGCAGCAGCCGUGAAGCACUUUUUACAGUACCAUUUGAGCUACGCUGAAAUCCGUUUAGAAGUCAACGGACAACUUAUGCACGAUAUGCAAACUUUCGAGGACGAGAAAAAGUUUCCUCAAGUGGUUCUAUCAUCGACCUUCCAGGUCUCAUCGAGCGACCUGCAGAGACUGAAAUCACGUAGCACGGGAUCUCUGUCGUCAAAAGAAGGAGGUCGUCGCAGUCGUUCCAGCUCGCCGCAGCGGCACAGCGCGGACUUCUAG
Molecule: messenger RNA, 837 nt
Organism: Besnoitia besnoiti
Lineage: Eukaryota; Apicomplexa; Conoidasida; Eucoccidiorida; Sarcocystidae
Product: rhoptry protein ROP15
Exons: 5
Coding region: 1-837 (278 amino acids)
Source: RefSeq, a predicted model, not a curated record